AUGUCUGAUCAACGACCACGUUAUGAACAACAAAUGUCGGAGGUAUUCCAACGCACACAACAAUUUGAAAAGAAACGUCUCGAUUUUUUUAAAGAAAUGUUCGAUGAAUACGAAAAAGUAUUAGAUCUUAACAAUAAUCCAAUGUUGAAAAAAAUGCACGAUGAUUAUCAACAAGCCUUGCAAAUGCAUGAUUCACAACAAGAUAUUACAUGGUGGGAUCAGAAUUAUGGAUCUCAUAUAAAAUAUGAAUUUUUUGAACGACUGCCUAAUUGA
Messenger RNA from Didymodactylos carnosus, 273 nucleotides. NCBI's taxonomy places the organism in Eukaryota, Metazoa, Rotifera, Eurotatoria, Philodinida, Philodinidae. The record is from the annotation of a GenBank genome assembly.